AUAAAAGGGUUCUAACUGACAUUUUUUCAUAAAAUGAGGUUUUGGUGUAAUAAGGUUCUAACUGACAAACUGAAUGUAUUCUAAACAUCUGUUUUGGUUUAUGUCAGCUGAUAAUUUAAUAAUAAGCAAAAUAAGAUAGUUCUAUCUGCUAAAGUCACUCUUUUACAAUUGAAGAAGGUUCUAACUGCAACUUACAACCAUAUUGGUCCCAAAAACAAAUAGUUUUAGUUCAAUAAGGUUCCAUUUGCAGAUGGAACCAUGUUAUUUAAAUGAAUUAUCUUUUUCAAUGCAGUAAGGUUCUAUCAGCUGAUGUAAAAGCCUGAUUCAAUGUAUUAAGGUUAUUUUGCUUGCGGUUUUCCUAGAAACUGUAAUAUUAUUUAUUGGGAUGUUUUAUAACUAAUAUGAGUUCCAUAAACGAUAGUGAAAUAUUAGAGGCACUAGAUGAUAGUGAAGAUCAGUGUGCUCCAAGAAAUCAGAGUUUCACUUCUGACAGGUAAGAAAUCUAACCUAAAAUAACCCAUACUGAUGUUUUGCUCUAAACCAUUAACAUAGAUAAAACAACAUUAAAACUGGUAAAUGGCUAUAUACCAGAAUCCAAAUUGAAUGCUAAAUUUGUGUAUUUUAUUCAAAUAGCUAUGAUUUUAUCAAUCAAAAUUUCUAUUAAAGUCUAUAGUGUUUUCAUUUGGUUAUAAUUCCAUUAGUUUUAUUCAUGUAUGUUCUGAAUUUUUUCUUUGAUUUUAGCAAUGCUGGUUCAGAGAGCAAUCUUGAUCAAUGUGUAAACAACAACUAUGUUCCUACAAAGGGUGAUCCCAAUGAACAAGGAGAUGACAUCCAAGAUGAACAAGUAGAAGAAUAUCCCACUGAAUGUGUAAACAUACUAGAUCCAAGUAACUCAGAAAUUAAUUAUGGUGCACACAAUAACCUUGAGCAAUAUAUGGAGGACAUCCAUGAAGAAACCGCAGAGGAUAACCAUGACAUCAUAGAGGACAAUCAUGAUGAAAAUCACAGACAACAACCAUGA
Messenger RNA from Homalodisca vitripennis (glassy-winged sharpshooter), 1021 nucleotides. RefSeq lists its product as uncharacterized. Lineage: Eukaryota; Metazoa; Arthropoda; Insecta; Hemiptera; Cicadellidae. Bases 710 to 1021 code for a protein of 103 amino acids. The transcript is spliced from 2 exons. The record is from RefSeq and is a predicted model, not a curated record.